Molecule: messenger RNA, 3204 nt
Organism: Perca fluviatilis (European perch)
Lineage: Eukaryota; Metazoa; Chordata; Actinopteri; Perciformes; Percidae
Product: E3 ubiquitin-protein ligase ZFP91-like
Exons: 11
Coding region: 335-2359 (674 amino acids)
Biological process (GO): regulation of transcription by RNA polymerase II
Cellular component (GO): nucleus
Molecular function (GO): transcription coregulator activity
Source: RefSeq, a predicted model, not a curated record
CGCUACUGCUCUUAAAGGAGACGCAUCCUAAACGGGCCUAUUCUCGGUUAAAGAAAUAAGAGGUUUGCUAUAGCUUUAAGAAGUAAAUAAUGCUGAAUGUUAGUAAAAUUAUAUUCAUCAUACAACGUAACUUUUUUUUAUUUAUUAAUAAGCUAGUUGAAUGAAAUGCUUGCGUAGUGACUAAACAUUUACUCUUGAGCGAGCUAACAAAACUUGGUCCCAACAGGGCCUUUAACGUCAACGUUACGUUUGUCUUAGACUACAUUUCUGUUCACAACUGACGUUAACUAAUUACAAAGGUCUGUAAGGGUCAUAACAGUUAAAUAAGAGCAGCAUGGACUCUGAAGUAGACGAGGUUUCAGGUACUCGUCCUGGGAUUGAGAUAACCGGAGACUCAACGGAGGCCACCAAACCAUCACCGGACUCGACUGAACCGUCAAGCGGGAGAAGGGGAAGUAAAAGGCUAGUGAAAGCCGCAGUGACCACCUCGGACUCCGGUGACUCUCAGUCCGGUGUUCGUGUUUUGCGAGCCAGGGGAGCUGAAGCUGGCAGGACUAACGUUAAUGAGUCAAAGAAUGCCACUUGCAAGCGCAAGCCUACGAUUAUGCUCCGUGGACGUGGGAGACCUGCGGGAUCACGUUCCAAAAACACACCGGCCAUGCAACCACAGAUAAAGAAAUCCACUGCCAAAAAAGCAUCCAAACACACUCUUGGACCAAAGCUGUCCAAAUCUAAAAAAGGCAAAGGGAGACCUCCAACCCAAGCCUCUCACAUCCCACCAGCAACAACAUGCAAGCCUGAAGCAGAGAUGGAGGCUUCGUUGUGUGAAGAGGAAACUGGUUCUUUCAAAGGAAGCGAUGACAGCGUUGCAGAUCCAGAUGCAGCUGUUGACGAGGAUCCCUUAUUCAGAGAUGACCCAAGUGACCUCAUCUAUAACCCUGAGACUAAGACGGAAAGAUCAAGGCGCCAUACAACGUUAAAACAAAAGGAAGUCAAGAAGGAGGAGUCAGAAAAUGAGGAGGAAGAAGAUGACAUUAAAAAGGAAGAAUCAACCGAGAUUGUUGUGCAGAGUGAAGUUGGAGUGGGCAGUAACACAGAGCCACCCAGGAAGAGAGGUAGACAACAAAAAGAUGACAAAGUCCCUCGGCUGCCAAAACAAAGGAAAAAGCCCCCAGUGCAGUACGUCCGCUGUGAAAUCGAGGGCUGUGGUACUGUAUUGGCCCACCCACGCUACCUACAGCACCAUAUCAAAUACCAGCACUUGCUUAAAAAGAAGUAUGUGUGUGAUCACCCCUCCUGUGGGCGCUUGUUUCGUCUGCAGAAGCAGCUGUUGCGCCAUGCUAAACAUCAUACAGAUCAAAGAGACUACAUCUGUGAGUUUUGUGCUCGUGCCUUCAAGAGCUCUCAUAACCUGGCUGUGCACAGGAUGAUUCACACAGGAGAGAAGCCAAUACAGUGUGAGAUCUGUGGCUUUACCUGCCGUCAGAAGGCCUCCUUAAACUGGCACAUGAAGAAGCACGAUGCAGAAGCAUCCUACCAGUUCUCUUGCUCCAUUUGUAGCAAAAAGUUUGAGAAAAAGGACUCCGUCGUUGCCCACAAGGCCAAGAGCCACCCUGAGGUGCUCAUAGCUGAAGCCCUAGCAGCUAAUGGGGGCUCAGUAAUAAGCAGUCCCAUCCCAAUCCCAGAAACUGUCCCAGUACUCACCCCGACCCCAGAGACUGUCCCAAUGCUCACCCCGACCCCGGAGACUGUCCCACUGCUCACCCAGUCCGACCGACCCUCUGUCAGCCAGGGGAACCAUGAAGUGGUGAAUAGUACACUCACUCCACUGCAGCAGGUGGUGCUUCCGCUCGCUCCACAGACUCCGUUAGAUGUAUCUCAGGGCCAGUUCCUCCAGCUGCCCACGCAACAUGUGGUGCAGGUGGCACCUCAGCAGCAAGUCCCCACCUUGCUGCACCUCACCACUGCUUCUCCUGCUCACCUCUCCAGCAUCAGCCAUCCUCAGCUCAUCCACCUCUCCACCGUUCCUACCAGCACUGUUGCAUCCAUGACCCUUGCGGACCCACAGAGCACCCUCCUCACCCUAAGCUCCGUCAGCACACUGGCCUCCACAGCCUCCCUGUCUUCCCAGCAGGCUCUACAGUGGGGCAGGGAGACUCAUGAGGAUACACAGCUACCUGGGGAGGGGGAGCUGUGGGACAGGGUGGUGGUGGGUGGCGAUCAUCAGGAUGUAGAGGAAAUGAUGUGGGAGGGAAACGAGGAGAGGAGGAAGGAAGAUGAGGGAAUUGUAUGGGAAAGAGAAGGAGGAAGACAGAUUAUUUUACAGUGUGCCGAAGUUCAUGAAGAUAGUUUAAUCUAGCUAGAAGGCCAUAAAAUGAUCUGAACAGAAACGUUAUGCACAGUAAUGUUUUUUUAUUUAAGAAAGGAACAAAAGACUUGAAGGACCUGUCAAAAUUUUAAAAGCUGACAUUUCAAAAAUUAAAGACUUUAUCUCCAUGGGGUGUAACACAGUAGUCAUAUCAAGUACAUAGCUACAGAGAGCAACUUAUAUCAGGGAGUAUGAUUUAUAAUAUUAUAGAUCACAUACACUUCUUUUUCCAAUUAUUGAAUAUUUUGUAACCUUUUGGUUUUGUCACCCUUGUGUUUGAAUGUAUGUGUGUAUGUUAAAAGACUGCAAGAAGAUUGCACAUAUUGUACAAGAAAGUCACAAUUAUAUCCCUCAUUUCCACACGUGAAUGUAUGGUGACAUUGACAUAAUUGGGUCAACUCUAGUAGUUUCAGUUACUUUAAAGUUACAAAACAAAUUAACUGUGAGCAACAACUACAACCAAAUGAGGUUAUUGGUGUAAAAUAUUUGUUGUGAGAUUACAAUAAAAUACAUAUUAAAAAAUGUAAUUUCAUUUUUAGUCUGGACCUUUUAGACUAUUCUAUUUUGAAGAAUAAAAAGAAGACUAAAUCUAUAUUAGGACGUUUUUGAAAUCCUUUGAGAAAUGCGAGAUCUUGUGUUUCACAGUAGACAUUUUGAAUUGUCAUAGUAGGAAAAGCAUAUAAGUUACUAUAUUAACAAUGGCUCUGUUCUAUUCAAGUGUCCCGGUAGGUCAUGAAAGUGUGACAGUAAGCCUGCAUGCUAUGCAACAUGUUAAAAUGUAUUGUGAAAAAAAGCACAUUACCUCAUUAAUUUUCUAAAGAAAAGAUUUAAAUUGC